AGAGGCCCGAGAUACGCCCAAUGGGUUAGGCCAUUUGACGAAGGUUUUGACGUCACGUGGCCGCAGCCACUGAGAAUGCAACAGGAGGGAGAGCGGGGCGUGGAACUGCCGUUGGUGACGUCAGAGGGAGAGGAUAGCAACAGUUGCCUUGAGACCCCCGGCGCCAUAGUGACUGUAGCCGUGGAGACUGUUACUUGCCAACCGGAGACACACGAUCAGCAGUGGCCGGAGGAACAGCCCGGGACCGCGGGGCCACAACCCUCACAUCAUCACGCAGCUAACCGCACAGGGAGACGGACCCAGAUAGCAGCAUGCAAAGUUCAGAUAGCGGCUCAGAUUCUGCGACCUCCGUUGCAUUACGGACAUCAGCAUCGGCACAAGCUCCAGUAGUUCAGCCUGUACCAGCUUCCCAACAGAGGAGUUUGUCUCAGUCGUCUAGCUCUGCUCCCAAAGGAGCACAUGGUCAGAGUGUCUCUGUGCCCAGAGCUCACCAGAUACAGCAGCAGGUACAGGCUGUUCAGCAUGUCUAUCCAGCCCAAGUGCAGUAUGUGGAAGGGGAUACGGUGUAUACCAACGGAGCCAUCCGAGCCGCUUAUUCCUACAAUGCUGAAGCCCAGAUAUAUGCUCCCAGUAGCGGUGCCUCAUAUUUUGACUCUCAGGGCGGAGGUGCACAGGUGACCACUGUAGUCUCCACUCCCACUGCCAUUCCCUCCCACAGUAUGGUGGGCAUCACCAUGGAUGUGAGUGGGAGCCAAAUAAUCUCUAGUUCUGGAGCGUACCUGAUCCAUGGUGGGCUGGACAACUCCCGCCAUACUUUAUCUCACACUUCCCGUUCCUCUCCUGCCACGCUUGAAAUGGCGAUUGAAAAUCUCCAAAAAAAUGAAGGCAUCACCUCUCACAAAAGCAGCUUGCUCAACAGCCAUCUCCAGUGGCUGUUGGAUAACUAUGAGACUGCAGAUGGCGUUAGCCUACCAAGAAGCUCCCUUUACAACCAUUAUUUACGUCAUUGCCAGGAGCACAAACUGGAUCCAGUUAAUGCGGCUUCAUUUGGCAAAUUAAUCCGCUCAGUGUUCAUGGGGCUGCGGACACGACGCCUUGGCACCAGGGGUAACUCGAAAUACCACUACUAUGGCAUCCGAUUGAAGCCUGAUUCCCCUUUAAACCGACUUCAAGAGGAUACUCAGUAUAUGGCAAUGAGACAGCAACCCAUCCACCAGAAACAAAGGUAUAGACCUCCACAGAAGAUGGAUGGCAUGGUAGACAACUCUAUGAACAGCAGCCAGCACACCUCUCCAGAGCAAUCUGUUGCUGCCCAGAGUCAGCAUCACCAGCAGUUCAUAGAUAUGUCUCACGUGUUCCCAGACUUUCCCAUGCCAAAUGUGAGCGCGGUCAUCUUACCAGAUGGCAUUACCAUGACUGAUAUAAAGAAUUUGCACCUUAUGUACAGGCGUCACUGUGAGGCAACAGUAGAUGUGGUAAUGAAUCUGCAAUUCCAGUACAUCGAGAAGUUGUGGCAAGCAUUUUGGAAUUCUAAACCCUCUUCUCCUGAUGGCUCUACCACACUGAGCAGUGAGGAGGAGCAAGAGGCGUUCAUCCCGAAGGACAAGCUGAUGGUUCUUUGUAAAUACGAGCCCAUAAUGAGGUGGAUGAGGGGCUGUGACCACAUCCUAUAUCAAGCUUUGGUGGAAAUUCUCAUCCCAGAUGUCUUGCGACCUGUUCCCAGUACUCUUACACAGGCUAUACGUAAUUUUGCAAAGAGUCUAGAGGGAUGGCUAACAAAUGCGAUGAGUGACUUUCCCCAGCAAAUUGUUCAGGCAAAGGUUGGUGUUGUCAGUGCCUUUGCCCAGACAUUACGGCGGUACACGUCCCUAAAUCAUUUGGCACAAGCAGCCCGGGCUGUCCUGCAAAAUACAUCACAGAUUAAUCAGAUGCUUAGCGACCUUAAUCGUGUGGACUUUGCCAAUGUUCAGGAGCAAGCAUCCUGGGUAUGCCAGUGCGAGGAAGGCAUGGUCCAAAAACUGGAGCAAGACUUCAAGUUAACGCUUCAGCAGCAGAGUUCAUUAGACCAGUGGGCAAAUUGGUUGGAUAAUGUGGUCACCCAAGUGCUAAAGCCACAUGAAGGGAGCCCCAGCUUCCCCAAGGCUGCCAGGCAGUUCCUGCUUAAGUGGUCCUUCUACAGUUCUAUGGUUAUUCGAGACCUUACCCUACGCAGUGCUGCUAGUUUUGGCUCCUUUCACCUAAUUCGAUUGCUAUAUGAUGAGUAUAUGUUCUACUUGGUAGAACACAGAGUGGCUCUAGCAACUGGAGAAACGCCUAUUGCAGUGAUGGGAGAGUUCAGUGACUUGUCUUCAAUGUCUCCUGUACUAAUGGAUAAAGAUGACAUCAGUGAGCUGGGAAGCGACACAGAUGGGGAUCUUCGUGUCUCUGGCGAGCCUCAAGUCAAGAGAGAGCGUCUGGAUAUCAACAGCUCCAUGCAGGAAAUGUAGAGAAGACAAGUCCUGCGCCUUAUUGCUCCCUGAGAUGGGAUCUCCUCACUUUUGAGUCUGUCUGCCUUCAUCCAAGAACUCAAUGAAACCAGUGCCUGCGCGCCACGUCCUAGAAGUUUUAAGUUUUUAGCGUUUUUCUAUUUAGUGAAGAGUUCCACUAUUUCACCAACAUUCAAUGUUCCACUUUUGAUUAAAGAAAACCGGCACGGGGCAAAUGUGAAAUCAAUGCAAACCUGACAAUCGCACUGCAGCCAUAUGUGCCACCUUCUGACGCAUCCUUUUAUAUUAAGCUCAUCUUUUUAAAAUCAAAUAUUUGGGCUAAGAAUAUUAAGAAAUACCAGACAUUUUAAAUAUUAAUAUAGAGACUUAUCUUAAAGAUUGUGGCAGGAGCCUUCACGUUUCACAAUAUAACUUCUGAUAGGUACACACUGUGGCUGUUACCUCAAAAUAAAUAUAUAUAUAUAUAUAUAUAUAUAAUUUUUAUGUCCCUUGAAACUGUCUGCUUUGCAUUAGACAACAGAAGGAAGUGUGAGUACCUACACGGAAUGCCCACAGGUGGAUAGCAUAUAGGGCAAAUCCUGUUACGCUGUAGUUAGAGUUUGCAGAGAGUUACCCAUUUCUCUUAAUACCUUUCAUAAACCUAAAUUGAUGAUGGACUUUUAUUUUACCUCCCUGUUUUUUUGUUAACUUUUGCUAAUAUGAUCAUGUACUUUAUGGCUUGGUGCCAGUUUAGUAGUUUAGGAAUGAAUACAUAUGUAUUAUAGGCUCAUUUUACAGUGCGUGUCAUGUACACUUUUGACUGUUCUGUCUUACGUUUAGAUACCAAAGCAUCCUAUAGGCAAAGCACGGGGGGAUUUGCCUUUAUCUCUGAGAUACAGUAGUGCUCUGAAUUUGAGGUAGGCCCUUUUUGCCUUGGCUCUGGUGCCUUCAGAAUCCAGUCAUGGAUUUCUGUAUUAUUUUUGGUUUACUCUUAAUUUUCCAACAGAAAGACUGUUGGCAAAACCCCCUUGACCAAGUAUCUGUAACGCGAUAAAUUUUGUCUUGGCCUGUUGUAACACCUCUAGUCUGGCUCCAGCAUCAACUUCCCUUUGGCAUUAAAGAACCAAGAGUUUUUAGCAAUUCAGUGCCUUAGUAUAUUUAAACCUGCCUCGCCACAAUUCCCCUAUCCUUCUAUGUUUAUGCUUUCAUAUGUAUAUAUGUAUGUUUUUUACUGUUUUGGUUCCACAGCACUGCUGGCUCAUUAGAAUCUAAACCAACUUGCUAUACCCAUUUUAUGAAAUGUAAAUGUGUCCAAUGACCUAUUUGAAUAACGCAAGUAUCACAUGAUAUAAGUCAAAGUGGAGGUCACCAUUUCUCUGCUAAAGUUGCACAAUGUUCAGUAGUUUGGAUAGUUAGAUUGUAACUGAGUGGGUUAUUAAUAAGCUGUCAAUAGUAUAUGGCAGGAAUUGGUAGAAGUGUAUGAUCACUUACUGUAUCUGAAAUGUACACUUAUUUGCACAAAAUACUUAACUGAAAUUCAUAUGCUUUGAAAGUUCAAAAUGGCUUCUUAUCCUUUAUAAAUGGAAGAGCAAACUGGGACGUCUGUGAUUCAUGGCAUGGUUCCUAAAACAGCACUAUUGGAUUUUUGUGCUCUGAAUGUGUGAACAUGUGGCCUUGUACCCCCUUCCCUUGGGACUGUGUAGUUGCCUUUAUGGUUAACCCUUUCAAGCCUGGGAAUUUCAGAAGCAAUUGAAAGACCAUAACUGUUUAAAAAAAAACCAACUACAACAAAAAUAAUCUUAUUUACAAUAAAUGUGUAUUGUCUUGUAAUGUGAUCUUAAAUACUAUAUGCUGGUGGUAAUAGUUUCCAUGUGAUAUAUAUAAAUCUGUGUCUUUAGUGUAUGUUUUGUGAAGUGCCAUAUGACUGGCUGAGUGUAUCAUAGUGUUUUUUUUUGUUUAAGAGGUCCUGAUCUUUGUGAAAAGCUGUAGCAUUUUUAGUUUAAUUUUAUUAUCACAAUUCGAUAUUGGUCAUGGGUUCCCUGAAUUGAAUUUGAAGUUGUUGUUUUUUUCUUUCUCCUUUUUUUUUUUUUUUAAACAAUUUUAAAAUAAAACACAAAGGGUUUGAUUUUAUUAAUUGUACAAUAACUUGUUAUAAACAGGUUAUUUUAUUUUUAUAGAAAUAAGUAAACGUGAUCCCUGCAAGUUACUGCACAUUUUUGCAAUUGGCAUAAUGUUAUUAAAUGUGUCCACAACUGUAUUAUAUACAAUUAUGGUACAAUAUUUAUAAACCCAGACCUAUAUUUAUUUGUCAAGACAUUCAAAAGUACAAAUUCUUUGACCUGAUAACUCAACCACUGUCUAUUCCAUUGGAAUUAUUUGGUGGUUUCUAGAAGUUCUGUCAAAAUAUUUCCACCAGUUUAUGAGCAUUUGAAAUUAUGAAUAAAAAUGGACGUAAACUUCAGUUAUUUCCCAGGCUGCAAUGGGGGGGGGGGGGGUUACUUUUUAAUGUAUAAAUGUAUAGCUGUAUGUGUUAUGAGAAUUUAUAACACCUUUUUAUCCCAUCUUAAAUUUUGCAUAUUGAAGUUGUAUUAUUUUCAUAUCUAAAUGAAAUACUCUUUAUAUUGAUAUCAUUAAGCAGGAUUGUACACAUACAAUGCAUGUGCAAUCUUUAUAAUGCCCAUUUGGAAACAAUGCUAACUGUUCUGGUCUUUGUUAAAAGUAGAAAUAUUGUGAUUAUAUUUUCUUUGUAAAGUGAAUAUUGGAUUAUAUCGGGAUUAAUGUG
Messenger RNA from Pseudophryne corroboree (corroboree frog), 5247 nucleotides. It is a transcript of the gene RFX2, whose product is annotated as regulatory factor X2. Gene Ontology annotation, biological process: regulation of transcription by RNA polymerase II. The transcript has 18 exons. The record is from RefSeq and is a predicted model, not a curated record. Gene Ontology annotation, cellular component: nucleus. Gene Ontology annotation, molecular function: RNA polymerase II cis-regulatory region sequence-specific DNA binding; DNA-binding transcription factor activity, RNA polymerase II-specific. NCBI's taxonomy places the organism in Eukaryota, Metazoa, Chordata, Amphibia, Anura, Myobatrachidae. Bases 312 to 2486 code for a protein of 724 amino acids.